AAGUCCAGGGCCUUAGCAACACUUCCUGUUCCUUACAUAUUGAAUCGCAACUCUGCUGUGCUGUAAAUUCGGCUGUGGGUUUUGUGGCUAGACACCAUGCAGCUUUUUCCUAGUUGUGAGUGUUUUUUCCGAGGAUGCUUGUUGAGGAAAUCAAGCAGGCUGUUCGAGUGCCCUGCAUCACAUUCAGAGCUCGAGAUGGAGAUUGUGAACAACAAGCUUUAGCAGAAGCAGGGAUUCGGCUUUAAAACUAACAUGGUAUGAGAAACAAACAAGGACGCCUACAAACAGGAAGUGAAGCGGCCUGUUCACAGAGUCAUUUCCUUUACCGCACAGAGUGCUGAGAUCAAGACCUACUGUUGUUGCAGCCACCAUUUUACUUUUUACUGCUUGUUACCUGUUGCUUUCGGUUAAAAAAUGUACACAGAGAGAACACGGAUAUAAUGGAUGAUCCUGGUUUGCAGAUCCUGUCAUUAGAGGCCAUUUUACAUUGUAAAGCAGUUCGUCAUAGACCAUAAAGCCACAAUCCAUUUGGCUGGAGCAUCUGAGUCAGAAAUCACCUCCUGUUGCUGCACUGUCUCCAUCAAACCGUCUGCUUUCUUCUGGACAAUUCAGCUUAACGUUGCCUUAACCAAGAUGAGGAGAAACCUGUGCAUAUGUCUAGGUGUAGUUUUGUUGAUGAUAGCUGCUUACACCUUUCAAUGGACUGGUGGUCAGUCUUUUAUGAUGCCCAGUACACAAAUGAAGAAUCAGACAGAGUCACAGCCUGCAAAGCGAGGUCGUUUCUGUAGCUGUGAAACUUGUAUAGCGGACACAGGUGAAUCAGAAUGGUUUGACAAACACUACGACCGCCAACAGCAACCGUACUUCACCGGCAGUGAAAUUGACAUAGAUCCGGUCUCGCUCAAGUGGUGGAUGUCUUUGCAGGCAUCUACUGGGACAUUCAAGGAAGUCAUAGAGGACAUGUAUGAGAUCAUCUCCCCUCCAUCCGAGGAUGAAAAGCCUCGGCAAGACCAAUGCCGGAGAUGUGCAGUUGUUGGAAACUCAGGGAAUCUAUUAAACUCCAAACAUGGAGCUUUGAUAGACUCUCAUUCAAUUAUUAUUCGAAUGAAUAAAGCUGUAACAAAGGGUUAUGAAGAGGAUGUUGGAAACCGGACCACUCAUCAUUUCAUGUACCCGGAAAGUGCGAUUGAUCUUAAUCCUGGUGUCCAUCUCGUCCUUCUUCCUUUCAAACUGCGAGACAUGCAAUGGUUGUCCAGUGCGCUGUCCACAGGGAAAAUCUCAGUGACCUACAUGCGAGUAAAGAACCUUGUACGAGCUGAUAAGGACAAGGUAUUAGUUGUAAAUCCAGCCUUCUUUAAAUAUACACAUGACAAGUGGACAGAGCAUCAUGGGAGAUACCCGUCGACCGGGAUAAUGGCCAUUAUAUUUGCUUUGCACAUCUGUGAUGAGGUGUCCGUGUUUGGAUUUGGUGCAGACAACCUGGGAAACUGGCACCACUACUGGGAGAACAACAGAAAUGCCGGUGCCUUCCGAAAGACUGGUGUCCACAACGCGGAUUUUGAAAGAGGGAUCAUCCAAAAGCUCGUCGCGGAGCACAAAAUCAAAAUGUACUGAUGCAAUCGUGGCCUUUAUUGACUAAGUAGUGCUCAAGCCAUGUAAACGCAGAGCCGGGAUUUACAGCAGCGGUAUAGAAGCCAAAGAGAUGCAGAUCAUCCACUAUAAUUGACCACUGUGAACCGCACUGAACCAAACCCACAAACGUGAAGCUGUAUUCGUAAGACCAAAUGAACUUCUGUUCUUGGACAGCAUUUACUCAGAAUGUGCCUGACCUUUUAACGGAGCAAAGCUGGAUGUCGUCUUCCUCCCUAAUCAGGAAUUGAACACUGAUGAAAACAAACAGUAAGCAAACUGACUUAAUCUGAGCCAAUUCAGAUUUAAUUCUUUCUGUUUGAAAUCAAGUGACUUGCCUUACGCUGUGUUUACACUGUCAUUGCACGAGAUGAGAUGACAAAACUGAAUCGCUUUUAUUAUUUUUUUAUCAAUGAAACCGUCUACACUUAAAUGACCAUGAUGGAUGUCAUUUACACCACUUGCUUGCUGUGUAGGUGUGGUGUUACAAAAUGCUAGCGUUAGCAUUAAAGCCUUAAAAUCAACUAUUACAUUGAGUAUAAAAUGAAAAGUUGCCACUCAUUUGGAUAUCUGAAAGACUUUUUUUACUUUAACGUUAUUCCCUAACUGACAUUAUAAAUCAGCUAACAGGAUCCAAUACACAUGCUGGAGGAUUUUAUUUUUUACUUUAAACUGAUAUUUAAGUAUUACGUUUUUCCUUUUUGGGGAAUUGUGUUAGUGUAUGUUAAUGUAUGUGUUUAUUUUAUACCUUAAGACCAAAGCCGUCCCUAAAGUGAGGCAUCUGGUCUCUGUGGCCUUGUAAUGACCCUCCGUCACUCAUAUAAUAACAGACUUGCCUCUGAUUUCACAUCAGUGUCUUGUGAUUUACGGUUCUGAAUAUAGCAGAUGCUGCAUUUUCAUACAUUUUGAUUUGUCGUCUUGUUUCUCGUCAUGUGAUUUUAAAUUACGAUUGAUCUUUGUAUUUUUAUAGUUGAAAUGACUGGCGGUAAAGGUUUUGUGGGUUUUCCUUUUUAUAUCCAAGUUUGCAUUAUUGUAAACUUUUAUAAGGACUGUGACAGGGCUAAAACUUGAUCAUGUUUGUUGCCAAGAGUUAUGGUACACACGUUGGCCUGUGGUUGUUUUGUGAUUUAUGUUGAAUGUAUUGUGGCUUUGGAUUCACUGCCAUACGUCAAUCAAUUCAUGGAUUUUGCAUUAAACCAGUGGGGGCCGGUGACUUCUUUUUUCGAGGGCGCUCAAUGCAAAGUUCGUAACAACAUGUAUGUAGCCCGUCAUGUGUGUGGUUCUUAAUUUCAAAAUAUGUGUUAUACGCAUCCUGUGUGCAUCACGUGUCUUGUCAAAAUAAGUGCCUGCUGCAGAUGCGUCUAAAGGGUUUAUGAUAAAAAAAGACGCUCGAGUUUGCCAGAUACUCGAAUAAUUUCAUGUUUAAUCAGAGUUUACUGUUAAGGGAGUGUCUUGCGUGUAUUUUGUGAAUGUGAGCGUCUCUUUUAUCAUAAACGGUUUUGACGCGUGUGCAGCAGGCAAUUAUUUUGACAAAACACGUGGUUCACAUGACACAACAAACAUAUUUUAAAAAUACAAGCAACACACAUGACACCCCGAACACAUAUUUUGAAUUUGCGCCCCUUGGAUGAGCAGUCACGAGCCACCACUGCAUCAAAGUCAAUGAUAGUAACAUAGAAAACACAACUAAAAUAUUACAAUUGAAAAGAUCAGUACUUUUUUGUUUAAAGAAAUCUUACUGGGCAAGUAAAUAAUAAAAUGUGUGUUCAAAACUC
Molecule: messenger RNA, 3404 nt
Organism: Misgurnus anguillicaudatus (oriental weatherfish)
Lineage: Eukaryota; Metazoa; Chordata; Actinopteri; Cypriniformes; Cobitidae
Gene: st3gal8
Product: ST3 beta-galactoside alpha-2,3-sialyltransferase 8
Biological process (GO): sialylation
Cellular component (GO): membrane
Molecular function (GO): beta-galactoside (CMP) alpha-2,3-sialyltransferase activity
Source: RefSeq, a predicted model, not a curated record